CAUUGAGUAUUUUGAAACGGCAAAUCUCAAACAAUCCUCGAAAUACACCAAGCCUGGAACAUAGUGGUGAAAAAUGAAUCUUGGGUCUAGUGACUUUCUAGUUACCAGAUGAAAAUAUUUAAAUCAAAGGUAGCUCUAAAAUAAUUUUAAAGCGAACGUCGCUAAGGGUACAUACAAAAAACAAUUACUUUAACGAAAAAUUAGUCACUUUUUGUUUUUAAUAUAUAAGUAGAAUUUAGUGAAAAGUAAAGUUAAAAAGUUGUAAGUAAAGUAAUAAGAUACAAUUUGGUGAAUAUGAAUAUACCACAGGGAUUCAAUUUUCCAAUGGCUUCUCUAUAUGUUGGAGAUUUACAUCCAGAUGUGACAGAAGCUAUGUUAUACGAAAAAUUCACCACUGUUGGUCAGGUAUUAUCAUUAAGACUAUGCAGAGAUUCAAGAACAAAGCAAUCGCUAGGAUAUGGAUAUGUUAAUUUCAAUCAAUUGGCGGAAGCCGAAAGGGCUUUAGAUACCAUGAAUUUCGAUUUAUUAAAAGGAAAACCGAUUAGAAUUAUGUGGUGUCAAAGAGAUCCAUCGCUGAGAAAAUCUGGCAUUGGAAAUGUUUUUAUUAAAAAUCUCGAUAAAAAUAUCGACAACAAGGCAAUGUAUGACACUUUCUCCGCAUUUGGAAAUAUUUUAAGCUGUAAAGUGGCUCUCGAUGAAAACGGAAUGUCUAAAGGAUACGGAUUUGUACAUUUCGAAAAUGAAGAGGCGGCCAACAAAGCUAUAGAAAAAACUAACGGUAUGUUACUAAAUGGAAAAAAAGUAUAUGCUGGCAAGUUCAUUCCUAAACUAGAAAGAGAAAAAUCAAUAGGCGAAAAAGCCAAGCUUUAUUCAAACAUCUACAUCAAGAACUUCGGGAAUCACGUCACCGACGAACAAUUGUACCAGAUAUUCUCAAAAUACGGAAAAAUUACAAGUUCUGUUGUGAUGAAAAACGCAGAUGGUUCUUCCAAAGGAUUUGGUUUCGUUGCGUUCGAAGAACCAAAAGCAGCCGAACUGGCAGUGAAAGAAAUGAACAAUCGCGAAGUGAACGGUUGCUGUCUUUACGUUGGACGUGCUCAGAAAAAGACCGAACGUAUCAACGAGUUGAGAAAAGUUUACGAACAGGUGAAGUUGGAACGUUACGCCAGAUUUCAAAGUGUCAAUUUGUACGUUAAAAAUUUGGACGAUUCGUUCGACAACGACAAGCUAUGCAAGGAAUUCUCUCAGUUCGGUACAAUCAAAUCUGCUAAAGUCAUGUACGAGCAAGGGAGAAGUAAAGGUUUUGGUUUCGUGUGUUAUACUUCCCCAGAAGAAGCCACCAAGGCUGUUACAGAGAUGAAUGGCAGGAUGGUUGGGUCCAAGCCUUUAUACGUGGCCUUGGCGCAGAGGAAAGAGGACCGAAGAGCCUUCCUCAACAAUCAGUACAUGCAAAGAUUGAGACAGCAAAGUAUCAACUUUCCAACGACAACUCCUCCGUUUGUGCUUCCAGCUGUUGCUUCAGGGCCUAGAUUUUAUGGGCAUAUCAACCACAUUAGGGCCACCCCUCGCUGGCCAAAUGCUGCGCCGAUACGUCCAAACGGUACCUAUCUACAAAUGAUGUCGAAUCCUUCCUUUCGAUCUGCCGCAAGACCUCUCCAACUGAACAAUAUCCGCAACGCUAUCCACGCCAGAGCUAUAACUGGGCAGCAGACACCAACAGCUCGCCCUAACAGCAAAUACACCAGCAACACGCCAAGUAACAUGGUACGCUCGAUGAACAUGGGACUUGGUAAUGGAGGAGACAACACCUUGGAUGCUAACACCCUCAACGAAGCCAACCAGGAUCAGAAGCAGGUGCUGGGCGAACGUCUGUACCACGUGGUCGAGAAACUUCAUCCCGAGAUGGCUAGCAAGAUAACAGGAAUGCUGCUGGAAAUCGACAACAAGGAGCUCGUCAGGAUGAUCGACGACCAGGACUCCCUAAAGGCAAAAGUGGAAGAAGCCAUUGCCGUCUUGCAAGCCCAUAAGGGACUAGUAGUUCAAGAUUAAUUUUAUUCUUAUUAUCGGGUUCAUUUACUAACGAUGCAAACUUAGUUGUCCACAUUCGAUGUUUAAUACCUAAGUUUUAUUUAAAAUGUAAUUAAAUUGGAAAGAAUUGUUUUAGUUAAUACAAAUGCCAAAAAUAUUUACACGCAACGCAACAUCUAAUUCUUUCCAACUUGUUUUAGUUUCUGAUGAUUUUGAGAAAAUUCGUAUCAUUUAAAUAAAUUAUUACUGUUGUUCAUAA
Molecule: messenger RNA, 2287 nt
Organism: Harmonia axyridis
Lineage: Eukaryota; Metazoa; Arthropoda; Insecta; Coleoptera; Coccinellidae
Product: polyadenylate-binding protein 4-like
Exons: 1
Coding region: 295-2049 (584 amino acids)
Cellular component (GO): ribonucleoprotein complex
Molecular function (GO): RNA binding
Source: RefSeq, a predicted model, not a curated record